AUCAGGCUUCGUCUCAUUUCGAUUGUCUGACAGAACCAGAGUCAAGUCGAUGGCAAUUUCACACUUCUUAGGUUUAGCCAUUGUGCUUUCUAAUUUCUGGAUAGGGUACGGCGCUAGACAAAAUAAUGCUGACGUGUGCGUGUGCAGCGUGACGGCCAAGCGGUGGGUGAGGACAUACGACGACACCGACCUCGUCCUCCAGCUGCCCUGCACCUACCGACUGACCGAGAUCGAGGCUCGCAGCGGCUGCAACAUGGUGGUGUCUGCAACCACAGACAGUCUGUUCGGCUUCGGCACGGCGGUCGACUUGAAGGGUCUCCAGUUCUCCGUCCACAAAGGACAAUACGGGGUGUUCGGGACCAUCGACGAUCACGGGAUUACGAAACAGAACACGACAACUGGUCACAGCAUCGGCUUCAGUCUCCCCGUCAACUUCAGGAAUGGCGACCUCGACGUGCUGUGCUACAUGGACGACGACAACGCCUACAACAUCUACGUACCGCUCUGCGACACCGUGCUCCGUUACCACAGCAACGGGUUCGCGCUCGUCGGCUCGCUGAUGGGCAAUGCUCGGGUGGGAAAGAAUCUGAUGUGCGGCAACUGCGACGGCGUUCAGAACGAGCUGACGAUGUUACCGUACAACAUCGCCGACAACGUGCACUCGCUGGAGGACUUGGCGGCGGCCAAACUCUACUACACGUCGCUGCAGAUCAGCGGAGAUUCCAGGAGGUGUAUCGACUACAAAAGCCACCUGUACCGGUGUUACCCCAGGGAUGCCGUGUCCGUCCUCAAAAUCUGCUCACGGGUGCUCACUGGAACCAGUGAAAUGGGACAGUGUCUGCGCACGCGCGCAGGACGCCAGCUACUGUACAACACUUUCUUUGAGUGUGUGAAAGCUUCCUGCCGACGCCGAAAGACGUCCGGAUUAGCUGGGUGUUUGGUUAUCAAGAACAUAGCUCUUCUGUUUACCUGUUACUACCCACACGAAAUGAAGUGUUAAACAUCAGUUCAAAGUCAAUGUUUUCUCUGUUACUACCCACACGAAAUGAAGUGUUAAACAUCAGUUCAAAGUCAAUGUUUUCUCUGUUACUACCCACACGAAAUGAAGUGUUAAACAUCA
Gigantopelta aegis is the source of this 1120-nucleotide messenger RNA. RefSeq lists its product as uncharacterized. NCBI's taxonomy places the organism in Eukaryota, Metazoa, Mollusca, Gastropoda, Neomphalida, Peltospiridae. The coding region runs from base 50 to 1000 and encodes 316 amino acids. The record is from RefSeq and is a predicted model, not a curated record. The transcript is spliced from 4 exons.